Sinocyclocheilus grahami is the source of this 2945-nucleotide messenger RNA. It is a transcript of the gene tmem63c, whose product is annotated as transmembrane protein 63C. NCBI's taxonomy places the organism in Eukaryota, Metazoa, Chordata, Actinopteri, Cypriniformes, Cyprinidae. Gene Ontology annotation, molecular function: calcium-activated cation channel activity. The record is from RefSeq and is a predicted model, not a curated record. Bases 100 to 2532 code for a protein of 810 amino acids. The transcript is spliced from 23 exons. Gene Ontology annotation, cellular component: plasma membrane.
CAGACAGACAGAAGCAUCUAACCGGACAUAAACCACAGGAGGUGUUUGAAAGUGAUGCUUUGACAGUUUGAAGGGCUUCCUGAGACUCGCGCCACUGCCAUGGCGGUGCGCUCUGACCUGUUGGGUACGGCUCAGCCGGCGUUUGAGUCCUGGCCUGCAGGCAGUGGCAAUUCUGUGGAGGAGCUGGACGUCAGGAGUUUCCUGAGCUCACUGAUGGAGGAGAACAGCACAGUGGAUAGAUGUUAUCGCUCUCACUCCCGCAGCAGCGUCCUGCAAGGCCUGCCCUUCGGAGGAGUCCCCACCGUCCUCGCCAUCAACGUCGUUCUGUGGCUGUUCCUGCUUCUAAUCUUCUCCUGUUUGAGGAAAGCAGCGUGGGACUAUGGUCGUCUGGCUCUGCUUAUGGAAAAUGACAGCUUGACAUCACUAUUCUAUGGAGAACAAAGUGAGAAAGAGAAAACCCCAUCAGAAUCCAGCCCAUCAGACUCAGAGACCAAGGACAUGGGCUUCUGUUCCUGGCUCACAUCUCUGUACCACAUGAAGACAUUUGAAGGGGAUGAAGAGAUCCGCAGUAAAUGUGGCAUUGACGCGAUCACGUACCUGUCUUUCCAGCGUCACAUUAUCCUGCUCAUGAUGGUGGUGUGUUUGCUGUCGCUCACCAUCAUCUUGCCUGUCAACCUCUCUGGAAACCUCCUAGGAGAUAGCCCACAGAAUUUCGGCCGAACAACAGUGGUUAAUGUUCCUGCACAGAAUGCAUUUCUGUGGCUGCACAGCAUCUUUGCUCUGCUGUAUUUUGUGAUCACAGUACUGUGCAUGGCCCAUCAUUCCUCACGACUGGAAUACAGAGAAGACGAGAAGGUGGCCAGAACUCUAAUGAUAACUUCAGUUCCCAGAGAAAUCUCUGAUCUGAGCCUGAUCACCAAACACCUGCAUGAAGCCUACCCUAGCUGCACCGUCACAGACAUCCGGUUCUGCUUUGAUGUACAAAAACUAAUGAAGCUGGACUCAGAAAGGCGAAAAGCAAUGAAAGGAAGGCUGUACUUCACAACCAAAGCUCAGAAGGAAGGCAGGAUCAUGAUAAAGACUCACCCCUGUGCACAGAUCUUCUGCUGUGAUAUAUGUGGCUUUGAACAGGUGGAUGCAGAGCAGUAUUACAGUGAACUGGAGGAGAAACUGACAGAUGAGUUUAAUGCAGAGAAGAACCGUAUCUCUAUGAAGAGGCUGGGCAUUGCCUUUGUUACCUUCAGAGAUGAGAGAAUGACUGCAGUGGAAAAUCUGUCAGUGUGCGGUUCUCGCUGGUGGCUCCGCUGCGUCCUGCUCAACAUUCUGCUUUUCUUCUUGCUCUUCUUUCUCACAACCCCUGCUAUCAUCGUAAACACUAUGGACAAGUUCAACGUCACUCGGCCAGUUGAAAGCUUAAGGAACCCAGUAAUUACCCAGUUCUUCCCCACCCUGCUCCUGUGGGCCUUUUCCAUUCUCCUGCCCUUCAUUGUGUACUAUUCAUCUUUCUUUGAGUGCCACUGGACCAGGUCCAGUGAGAAUCAGGUCACCAUGCAUAAAUGCUUUCUACUGCUUGUCUUCAUGGUAAUCAUUCUACCAUCACUGGGUCUAUCCAGCUUGGAUUUGUUCUUCAGGUGGCUCUUUGACAUCCACUUCCUGGAUGAAACAGAUGUAAAGUUUCAAUGUGUGUUUUUGCCUGAUAACGGAGCUUUUUUUGUGAACUACGUGAUCACGUCCAGUCUGAUCGGAACGGUCAUGGAGCUUUUGCGUAUUCCUGCUCUACUGGUGUACUCUCUUCGCCUUUGCUUUACCAAAUCUAAAGCUGAGCGCAUCCACGUUAAAAGAAGUCAGGCCUAUGAGUUUCAGUUUGGUCUUGAGUAUGCCUGGACAAUGUGCAUAUUUUCAGUCAGUAUGACCUACAGCAUCAUCUGCCCCAUCAUUGUACCUUUUGGGUUGCUGUACCUUGUGCUGAAGCAUAUGGUAGAUCGCUAUAAUAUCUACUACGCCUAUUUACCCACAAAGCUCAGCCAGCAGAUCCAUUCAGCCGCCAUCAGUCAAGUGGCAGUGGCGCCCAUUCUCUGCAUGUUCUGGCUGCUGUUCUUCUCUGUGCUCAGACUGGGUCCAGUGCAGCCCAUCACUCUGUUCACUUUCAUAACUCUCUUGUGCUGUAUUGCCUUCUCCUGCUUUGGCUUCUGUCUGAAAAAACUACGACCUGACAGAUCAACAAGCUAUCAGAUGUCCGAUCAGACGACAGAAGGAGGCUUCACUGAUGCGGAAAGAAGCACCGUUUCCACCACAACCACAGCUAAUCUUUUUAUAGCCUCCGUCUUGCUGGAGCCAGAGCUGGGCCUGACUCCCAUGCCCUCUCCGGCCCACCAGAGCUAUGGCACUAUGGGGAACAGCCAGAGUUCAGUGCAUGACGCUGAAGAGGUGGAGGAGAAGGAUCUGCAGGAAACUUUGGAAACUGAACUCCAGCAUGACCCAGAUCCCAGCUGCCCGAGCCCUCUAAUGGACAGUCCUGUAGGUUUCCAGUGACCAACCUGCCCCCCGUUCCUACUCCCUAACGCUAAAGCCCCAUGCCUCAUCUUAGCUAGUGGCUGAUUUUCCAAAAACAAUUUUUCCUCUACAACCUCCAUUUACGAGUAAAGGACAACAAAUUGCAGCCAUCCAAGCAAACUGCUUCAAAAAGCUUGCUCGGAAUUCACUGACAUGGCGGUUUUAGUUCUGAGGACUUUGAUGAGCUUUCAAAGAAGUAUCUGAAGUGGAUAAAAGCACAGAUCUGUCGAAGAAUGAGACCAGCCACUUCUCUUCCUCAGACUACGCGUUCUACUUUCUUCUGUAUUUUUCUUUUCUCUUUAAUGACGAUAAUGGGUGUCUGGUGGUUUGUUUGACUGAAGCUUGGGACAUUGUAUUUUGACAGAUUUUUCGAUGCAAUUUUAUAUGCAUAG